AUAAGGCAAGAGGACAACAAAAGAAAGGCUCUAACUUGAAGUCAGCCUCGGGUAGGACAGAAGUCAUGGAUGAAUUGCCUGACCCUUUAGCAAGGGCUUGCUGGUGAAGAACGAAACAGGGAUCAUCCAGACCAGCUUUCAUGUUGCGGUAGAAGUGCUGAUGUUGUGUUCAAUGAAGCUUCUCAUUCCGGUUCUUCUGUUUCCAUGGAUGUUUUGUUGGAAGAAGGCAAGGAUGUCGCAUCCAACCUGAAAUCUAUGGCUGAUAUUUGUUCAAUAUCUUGUUUGAAUUCUGGUUCUAGUAAUGGAGACACGGAAGCUGGCAAAUCAUGCGAGGCAAACACUUUUGUCCAGACAACCUCAUUCGAUGUCCAUCUUGGAAUUAUAGAGGAAACCCGCUUGAAAACUGAUACUGAAAACUCAACAUUCUCAGAAUCAACAACGAAUUCUGCGAGUUUGGCGUCUCUUUCCUAUGAUUGCAAUGGUGAUUUUGGGGAGUGGAAGGUUUACUGGGAUUCCUUUUACAGGCAAAAUUACUUUUACAAUGUUAAAACACAAGAGUCAACAUGGCUGCCACCACCAGGGACGACACAUCUGAACAAAAUCGGUCAAGAGUUGGCUGAACAUGAUGACUGCAGCCCACUUUGUCCUUCCGAUGGAAUCACUUCUGGUGUCGAGACAACGAAGAAGCCACACGAUGAACUCAUUGUUGAAAUGAAAAUUUCCUCGGAUGUUCCAGUUCGAGACUUAGAUGAAUCCGGUGGAGCAGAGAAUCUAGAGGAAGUUGGCAGUUUAAAUGAUACAUCCGAAGCAAUAUCAUAUAAAAAUCCAUAUUUGGAAAUUUAUGGUCUUGAGGAAGAGAGGAAGGAUAUAGAGCUUGGCAAUUCCAUCAGAAAGGAAAGGAAAAGGACAAGAAAGACUCGAGCCAAGAAGACGUUGUCCACUUCAAACAUAGAGAUUCAAUCUAAAGGGAUUCUCGAGGAAUAUUCCGCAAACAUUGGCAAGUAUUGGUGCCAAAGGUACCUCCUUUUCUCCAGGUUUGACGAAGGUAUCAAAAUGGACGAGGAAGGAUGGUUUUCUGUUACUCCGGAACUUAUAGCUAAACAUCAUGCAACCCGCUGCAAAGGAGGCUUAAUCAUUGACUGUUUCACCGGAGUUGGGGGAAACGCUAUCCAGUUCGCAUUGAGGAGUAACUAUGUGAUUGCAAUUGACGUGGAUCCAGAGAAACUCGAUUUAGCGCGCCAUAAUGCCAACAUCUACGGAGUUGUGGAUAAAAUAGAUUUUGUAAAAGGGGACUUCUUUCGGUUGGCACAUACGUUGAAGGCAGACACUGUCUUCUUAUCUCCUCCUUGGGGUGGCCCUGAUUAUGCCAAAGCACGUACUUACGAUAUCAAGACAAUGUUGAAACCUCGUGAUGGAUUGUUUCUAUUCAAUUCAGCGAAGAACAUCGCAUCGACUGUUGUCAUGUUUCUCCCGAGAAAUGUCGAUCUAAAUCAACUGGCGGAGCUAGCCCUAUCAUCUUAUCCUUCAUGGUCACUCGAGGUGGAGAAGAACUAUUUAAAUGGCAGGCUGAAGGCGAUAACUGCGUACUUCAGACAACAAGAUGCUGACCGCAAGACACAGAGUUCCAUGCAAGAACAUGGGUGAAUGAGUGUGAAUACAAGCAGAACUUCAUCUGCAGACUGCAGUUAAUGCCAAAGACUUGGUUAUCAAGCGUGUCAAAAAGAUAAUUUCUGAUCAUUUGUGUGUGCAUAUAUUUAAGAUAACUAUUUCAUGGUGAAAAUUUAUGUAUUAGUUUAUUA
Tarenaya hassleriana is the source of this 1799-nucleotide messenger RNA. Its product is annotated as trimethylguanosine synthase. Gene Ontology annotation, biological process: 7-methylguanosine RNA capping; 7-methylguanosine cap hypermethylation. Lineage: Eukaryota; Viridiplantae; Streptophyta; Magnoliopsida; Brassicales; Cleomaceae. The record is from RefSeq and is a predicted model, not a curated record. Gene Ontology annotation, cellular component: nucleus. The transcript has 8 exons. The coding region runs from base 205 to 1644 and encodes 479 amino acids. Gene Ontology annotation, molecular function: protein binding; RNA cap trimethylguanosine synthase activity.